UAUAGUGUUUUCCUUGACUCAUGAGUCAGUUUUAAAAAUAAACUGGAUUUUAAUUGGGUCUGGAAUUCAAAAACAAUGUUAGGCAAUUUGGGGGACUCAAAUUUAAACGAAUAAAUUGAUUUGGACUACAAAAUUCUUGGGUAAUGUUAAGCGCUGUUUACUAAACCGAACCAUGGAAAACUUGCGGUCGCAGGAUGAGCAAACGACGAGGACCUCUCCUCCGCUUGCAAUGAGGGUCAUCCACCUGGACCUCAACGAGGAGGAGAGUCGCCGUCACAUGGCUGCCAGUAAAUAUGGUGGCAUCUGCUUCCACGUGGGCAUAGCGGCCAUGCUCUGUUUGCUGGUAGUUGUGCUGUUUUGUUCGGCGCCCAUUGGUGAAAGUGAUUCUUUUCGUUCGUCCGAGGAGCGGUAUGCCCGGCAACGGCAGGCUUAUUUAAAUAAGGAGCGACGUCAGCGUAUGGGCGGCGAAAUCGUCUUAAGUCCGUUGGAGGAGGAAGCCAGUAGUCGGCUGAUGGCCAUCAAGCAAGUGGAUGAAGAAGUGCAUCACUUAUGGCGGAACUUCCACUCCCAACCGCCACCGCUUCUCAGCCAUCUCAACAUCAGCGAUACGAAUCUCUAUGCGGCGCUGAAGAGCAUGCCAAAAGGUGGACUCCUCCACGUCCACGAUUCGGGUAUGCUGCGCACGGACAUCCUGAUCGAUCUGACAUACCGCGAUAAUCUGUGGGUCUGUGUAAACUUGGAUCAGGACUUCGAGGACUUUCGCUUCUCCAGAAAUUUUCCCCACAUUCCGCCUACGCAGGAUUACCAAUGCAAUUGGAUGCUGAUGAGCAACUUCUACGAGUUCGAGACGCUUGACGUUUUCAAGGACAGAAUGCGGAAAAGUUUUACUGUCCGGCCGGAAGGUUACGAAAGUUCCGCUGAGAUGGCAAGGCAUUUGAGACGCCAACAGCGCCUCAUCUACGGAUUGAUCGCAUUUCGGCCAAUCUGGAGCGAUUUCAUAUUCAGCAUGCUGCACGAUUUCUACACCGAUGGGGUGCAAUAUGUGGAGUUGCGUUCCUCAUUGCCAAUCAUGUACGAUCUGGAUGGCAAAAACUCCACAAUUUUGGAGACGGCAGAGGCCAUUGUUUCGGUUUCAAAUAUUUUCAAGGAUUCUUACAAAGAUUUCUACGGAGUGAAGCUGAUCUAUACUCCUUCCAGGGACCUUAAUGACAGUCGCAUGGACGAUUAUUUAGCCAAUGCGCGUCUGCUAAAGUUGCAUUAUCCCAAUUUCUUUGCUGGCUUUGAUCUGAAUACCUUUGGUGACGAGUGCAAUUUACCGCUUUUGGGCCAGGUCACUCAACUUCUGAGGAUCAACAAGGAUAUUGACUUCUAUUUCCAUGCGGGAGAGUCGCAAUGUCCGAACAGCUUAAGACCGGAUGCGAAUCUUUUGGAUGCCCUUUUGCUGGGCAGCAAACGGAUAGGAAACUCCGUGAAUCUGCCCUUCCAUCCGGAGAUUAUGAAAGGAAUGCAAAGCCUUAAAGUGGCCGUGGAGAUCUGUCCGCUGUCCAAUCAUUAUCUCCAGUACUUGAAUGAUUUCCGGCAACAUCCGGUGGCUUAUUUGAUUGCCGCCGGCUUUCCCAUUGUGAUUGGCUCAGAUUAUCCGUACUUUUGGAAUUCCGCCCCUCUGACCGACGACUUCUAUAUGGCCUUCGUGGGCUUGGUCAGUGGGUGGGGCAAUCUGCGCCUCCUCAAGCAGUUCGCCAUGAACUCGUUUUUGUAUAGUUCCCUCAGCGAAACGGAGAGGAAUGUGGCCGUAACCAAGUGGCGAUGCAACUGGAACCGGUGGGUCAGCAAACUUCGUGAACAUUAGUAGGGAUUCAGAUGCCAAUAAGUAAUGAUUGUCUAGAAGAGUUUAUAAAUUUGUAGUUUUUUUGGGUAUAGCAAAAAAUAAAUGGACCUUAACGGGGGUAAAAAGAGAAAUGUU
Drosophila gunungcola (fruit fly) is the source of this 1963-nucleotide messenger RNA. RefSeq names its product adenosine deaminase 2 (gene Adgf-A2). The transcript has 3 exons. The coding region runs from base 173 to 1849 and encodes 558 amino acids. NCBI's taxonomy places the organism in Eukaryota, Metazoa, Arthropoda, Insecta, Diptera, Drosophilidae. The record is from RefSeq and is a predicted model, not a curated record. Gene Ontology annotation, molecular function: adenosine deaminase activity. Gene Ontology annotation, biological process: adenosine catabolic process; inosine biosynthetic process.